AUGUCCUCUCAAGUGAGACUGAAGCUGCUGCCAAGCAUCAAAUGUAUGUUUGAUGAGCCCAUUCAGGUGAAGGUGGCCGGGCUGAGGCCAAGGCAGGUUGUCAACAUGAGAGCCAAAUUAACUGAUGACAAGGGAGUGGUGUUCAACUCCUCAGCCACCUACAGGGCUGACGGCAGUGGGGAGGUCGACCUGAAGAGAGACCCCUCGCUAGGUGGGAGCAACGUUGGAGUAGAACCCAUGGGUCUGCUGUGUUCCAUGAGGCCACAUACCAUGCACAAAAUAUAUCUAAAGACAAAUGCCAUAAACCCCCAGGUGGUGAAGUUUUCUGUGCAUGAGGAGGAGGGCAGAUUACUGGCAGAGAUGAUGAAUGAGAGGCUUCUGAUGAGAGAUGGGGUCACCAGGGUCCCCGUCAAUGAAGGGAACAUCCGUGGAGUCCUUUUCACUCCUCCAGGAAAAGGUCCUUUUCCUGCUGUGUUGGAUUUGCCCACCUCAGUAUCUGAGGCAAGACCCAGUCUACUGGCUAACAAAGGCUUUGUGGUUCUCUCAGUGGCGGUGUACAAUAAGAAGGGUGACAAUAUCACAGAGACACAUCUGGACCACUUUGAAGAAGCAAUGAAUUUCUUAAAACAGCAACCAAAGGUGGGCAGUAAAGGAGUUGGCAUAAUGUCAAGAUGCAAGGGAUCAAAUAUCGGACUGGCACUCGCUGCUUUUGUGCCAGGUGUCGAGGCCAUAGUGUGCAUGAAUGCCUGUAACGCCAAUGUGGUCACGCCUCUCUACUACAAGAAACGGCAGAUCCUGUCAUCAAUACUGUUUGACGAAAGCAAGUUUAUUCCCACCGAGUCAGGUGCAAUCAUCAUAAAGGAUGCUCUUGAAGAUCCCCUGGCAGAAAAGAAUAAGGGCAGCUUGAUCCCCAUUGAACGAGCCAAGAGCCAUUUUCUUUUUGCGGUUGUAGGAGACGACCUCAACUGGGACAGCGAAGCCUACAUGGAUGAAAUGGUGGUGAGACUUAAGCAUCAUGGGAAGGAGAACUUUGAGACUGUUUUUUACCCUGGAGCUGGACACAUGUUGGAGCCACCUUAUGCGCCCCACUGCCCCUCCAGCUUCAAUGCAGGUGUAGGCAAGCGAGUGCUGUGGGGAGGUGAGCCCAAGGCCCACAUAGCAGCUGAGAUCCACCUUUGGAAGAAGAUCCAGGAUUUCUUCAAAACUCACCUGAGUUGUGAUGCAGCACAGACUAAAGCCAAGUUAUAGAUUCAAACAGGAUGAUUAGAAAGCUUAAGUUACAGAAACAUAAAUCAUGACAGCAAAUUGACUGUAUGAAAAUCACAUUUUAUAAUUAAUAUAAUAGUUGUUGAUAUGACAGUUUGAAAUUUUAGGUGAAAUUAUGAUUCGCACAUGUCUUCCCCUCCUGUAUCUCCUGAGCCCUGUACACAUGUUUCUUUUUUCUUUUUU
This is a messenger RNA of Pundamilia nyererei, 1449 nucleotides long. RefSeq names its product acyl-coenzyme A thioesterase 2, mitochondrial-like. NCBI's taxonomy places the organism in Eukaryota, Metazoa, Chordata, Actinopteri, Cichliformes, Cichlidae. Gene Ontology annotation, molecular function: fatty acyl-CoA hydrolase activity. Gene Ontology annotation, biological process: acyl-CoA metabolic process; fatty acid metabolic process. Bases 1 to 1248 code for a protein of 415 amino acids. The transcript is spliced from 3 exons. The record is from RefSeq and is a predicted model, not a curated record.